Molecule: messenger RNA, 753 nt
Organism: Neltuma alba
Lineage: Eukaryota; Viridiplantae; Streptophyta; Magnoliopsida; Fabales; Fabaceae
Exons: 2
Coding region: 1-753 (250 amino acids)
Cellular component (GO): membrane
Source: RefSeq, a predicted model, not a curated record
AUGGUCUUCGUGGAGGAACACCAUGAUCUGGUGCAAAAAAGUAACAAAUGGGUGAAGGAAAUAUCCGGAAAUUACAUAGUGGCGGCGACGCUUAUUUCCGGCGUUACCUUUGCAACGUGCUACCAGAUCCCGGGAGGCUACGACGGAGGCAACGGCAGGCCGAUUGUAGGCAACCGUUAUGAAUUCGACAUGUUUGCUAUCACGGCACUGGUUUCCUUUUGCUCCUCCGUCACUUCCCUCGCCGCCUUUCUUUCCAUUUACGGCUCUCAAAGUGAUCGGCCCGACAUGUACUGGAGAUUUCUGCCGUGGUCCCUGUGCUUGGGUUUAGCUUCUCUGUUUCUCUCAGUUGUGUCUAUGUUGAUUUCUUUCUGUGCUGCGCAUACCUUUGAACUUUUUGGCCCCAUAAACAAGUCAUCUGCGUAUGUCCCCUUGUACGUUGGCCUCGCUUUCAUCCCUCUCUACUGUUACGCGAUAACUCAAAUUCCACUCUAUUGUCGUCUUCUCGAGUAUGUGAAGGAUAUGAUGCCGCCGGAGUUCAGUGAACGGAAAAAUAAGGAAGGCAAAACGCCAUGGAUGGUCUUCGUGGAGGAACACCUUGAUCGGGUGCAAAAAAGUAACCAAUGGGUGAAGGAAAUAUCCGGAAAUUACAUAGUGGCGGCGACGCUUAUUUCCUGCGUUACCUUUGCAACGUGCUACCAGAUCCCGGGAGGCUACGACGGAGGCAACGGCAGGCCGAUUGUAGGCAAACUAUGA